AUGGACUCGACGGACACGGCAGGAUGUACGGGAGCCAGUGCGGCGGGCGCAAAGGUGCAGUACGCGCUUGUGGGCGAGAACGAGCUGGACGCAGUGAUGGCGCUGGAGGAGGUGGCGUUUCCGGCCGAUGAGGCCGCGAGUCGCGAUGGGAUGGCCAUGCGGCUGGCUCAGGCUGGCGAGUACUUUCUGGGGCUGUACGAGAGCGAGACGGAUGAGUUGGUUGGAUACGUGGCGGCGACACUCUCUGCUCAUGAUGUGCUCGAUCAUGAGUGCAUGUCGGCCCACGUCGCCGACGGCCACACGCUGUGCAUCCACUCGGUGGUGGUCGCCGAUCGGCUGCGGCGGCAGGGGCUUGCCGUCGCCAUGCUGAAGGAGUACGUGGCGCGGAUGGCUGCAAAGGACAAUGUCCGCUCGCUCCAGCUCAUUGCCAAGGAGUACCUGCAUGACCUGUACACAAAGGCCGGCUUUGAUCGGGUUGGCAAGUCGGACGUUGUCCACGGCGCAGACCCGUGGUUCCUGUACAAGAUCGAUGCGUAG
Messenger RNA from Thecamonas trahens ATCC 50062, 537 nucleotides. Its product is annotated as arylalkylamine N-acetyltransferase. Lineage: Eukaryota; Apusomonadida; Apusomonadidae. Gene Ontology annotation, molecular function: acyltransferase activity, transferring groups other than amino-acyl groups. The record is from RefSeq and is a predicted model, not a curated record. The transcript has a single exon. Bases 1 to 537 code for a protein of 178 amino acids.